Molecule: messenger RNA, 1968 nt
Organism: Fusarium proliferatum ET1
Lineage: Eukaryota; Fungi; Ascomycota; Sordariomycetes; Hypocreales; Nectriaceae
Product: GAL4-Transcription factor
Exons: 7
Coding region: 1-1968 (655 amino acids)
Biological process (GO): DNA-templated transcription; positive regulation of transcription from RNA polymerase II promoter by galactose
Cellular component (GO): nucleus
Molecular function (GO): zinc ion binding; DNA-binding transcription factor activity, RNA polymerase II-specific; RNA polymerase II cis-regulatory region sequence-specific DNA binding
Source: RefSeq, a predicted model, not a curated record
AUGGCAGAUGAUAAGCCGCACUUUGGAAAAGUCCCUGCGUGUGACUAUUGCCGGAGUAAAAAGCUCAGAUGCUCCAAAGACAGGCCAAUAUGCAUGAGCUGUGCGCGGUCUGGGCGACCGUGUCGUUAUAGUGAGAGGACACCAAGAACUCCUCUUACGCGAGACUAUCUGACUAGAGUUGAGAGACGCCUCGCAAACGUGGAGCGCCUGUUUCACCAGCUUCUCCCUGAUGUUGACAUCAAUGAAGCACUGGCGUCGAGGGGCAUUGAAGUGCCGGCAGACGCAUCCCAGCUAAAUACAUCUCUGUCGCCACCGUCAAAUCCUACAUCACCUGAUACUCCAGUUCAGGCCAGCGGUGCCAUUUCAGAUGCCGUGCCUGCAGAAAGCGAUGGCUUUGAUUGGCAGGAAGACGUGGAUGAGCUGGCGGAUGGGAUGGCAUCGUUAUCCGUUGAGCCGAGAGGGGCAGGAUACUUGGGACCGACUGCUGGUGUCUUCUUUCUCAGAUCAUUGCUCCUCUGGACGGGCCACUCAAGGCCCUUCAUCGGUAGUAGCCCUGAGGUUCUACGACCGUAUGCGGGAGUCGAGUCUUCUUCCCAGCUAUCUAACUCAGUCAUGUCGAGACAGGUUAUCGAGCAAUUAGUAAAUGGCUAUUUUGAGGUGUACCACCGCAGCUAUCCUUUUGUGCACGAACCCACGUUUCGAGCCCAGCUUCACCAAGUUAUACAGCGACCAAAACCACGCUCAUGGCAGAUGCUGCUCUAUACCAUUAUGGCACUGGGGGCUUGGUGUCUCGACAACAACAACACCGAACUCGAUGAUGAGCUGUACCAUCUCGCCUUAUCUUUUGGGGAUGCUGAGUCCUUGUUUGCUAGCGCCGAUCUGACCUUUGUCCAAGCCCUCAUCCUGUUCAGCAAUCUAAGCCAGAAGCGAAAUAAGCCUAACACGGGAUCUAACUUUCUUGGGCUCGCGACGCGAAUGGCUCUAAGUUUAGGUCUUCACAGAGAGCUCCCCGAGUGGAGUAUCAGUCUCUUACAGCGAGAGAUGCGCCGUCGUGUUUGGUGGGGGCUAUACAUGUUUGACAGUGGUGCUUCGACGACCUUUGGGAGGCCGAUACUUCUUCCGGGUGAAGAGGCAAUGGACGUGCGACCGGUUCUGAAUAUUGAUGAUGAGGACCUUACAAGUGGAACAAAAGUAUCUCCAGAAGAGGUAAACAGGCCGACACUCUACUCAGGCAUGAAGUACCAAAGUGAUCUACAUGUCAAGUCCAAUUACAUCUCCAAUCGUCUGCUCUCAUCGUUAUGCGUGGCACCAGAUGACGCGCUAUCCAUGGAUGCAACAUUGGAUAAGUGGUCUAGAACAUUACCAGAGUACUUAAGGCUGGAUCACCAUGUCCCUUUAGCUGAGCCUGCGUUCUACUUCAACAGGUCACGUCUUUGGUGGCGGUUCUGGAACCUCAAGAUCAUCAUCUUUCGCCAGUUAUUUCUCAAGCGGGCGAUUGGCCAGGGCAAUUCUAGCAUGACGGUAUCAGUCAAUGAGGUUGACGAAAAAUGCAUGAGCAUUGCGGUACGCGCUGCGAGUGCGACGAUAGUGUCGAUCGAUCAGUACACGACGGAGAGACAGAGAACCAGACUUGUGACUUGGUAUUCAAUCUAUUUCACAUUCCACGCUUCCUUAGUCAUCGUCCUUGCUAUCCUCAGUAAUCCAGAAUCACCAGACAUGCCCAACUGGCAGGAGGACGUCAACACGGUUCGUCGCAUCUUCCGAGGGGUAUUUGCAGAUAAUGAGCUUGCGACUCGCUGCGCCAACAUCAUCGACGUUAUUCUGCCGGACCCUCUGUUGACAUCGGGUGAUUGGUCAAAUGUCCAGCUUGACCCUAUGCUGAUGGACUUUUCGACGUGGCCGGCAGCUUCUGCUGACGAGUUUGCCAGUGUUCUUGGCUGGCCUGACUGGGCCAACUUCCCCCAGUGA